GAUGGCGGGGACCGUGGCCGAGCGGGACGCGCCGAAAAUAGAGGACGGGCAUUUAAACAACUCCCUGGGAUCCCCGGUGCAAGCUGAUCUGUGCUUCCCUCGCCUGAUCGUCCCCUUCUGUGGGCACAUCAAAGGAGGAAUGAGGCCAGGAAAGAAGAUCUUAGUUAUGGGAAUAGUGGACCUCAAUCCCGAGAGCUUUGGCAUCAGUCUGACUUGCGGGGAAUCAGAAGAUCCUCCUGCGGAUGUAGCCAUUGAACUGAAAGCUGUGUUUACAGACAGACAGUUUGUCAGAAACUCUUGUGUUGCUGGAGAAUGGGGGGAAGAGCAAUCGUCUAUCCCCUACUUUCCCUUUAUACCAGACCAGCCUUUUAGGGUUGAGAUACUUUGCGAGCACCCCCGGUUUAGAAUAUUUGUGGAUGGACAUCAGCUCUUUGAUUUUUACCACCGUAUCGAAACGCUGUCAGCAAUUGACACGAUAAAGAUAAACGGAGAUCUUCAGCUUACGAAACUCGGCUGA
Molecule: messenger RNA, 517 nt
Organism: Indicator indicator
Lineage: Eukaryota; Metazoa; Chordata; Aves; Piciformes; Indicatoridae
Gene: LGALSL
Product: galectin like
Exons: 5
Coding region: 2-517 (171 amino acids)
Molecular function (GO): carbohydrate binding
Source: RefSeq, a predicted model, not a curated record